Messenger RNA from Spirodela intermedia, 2526 nucleotides. NCBI's taxonomy places the organism in Eukaryota, Viridiplantae, Streptophyta, Magnoliopsida, Alismatales, Araceae. The record is from the annotation of a GenBank genome assembly.
AUGGAGGAGCGGCGGCGGCGCCGCCGGCACCGGCGGCGCCCCGCGGCGGAGCCCUCACCUGCCCUCGCCCUGCUGUGUGUCUCUACCUUCUCUCUCCUCCACCUCCUCCCCGCUCCCGGCGCCGCCUUCACCCCCUCCGACAACUACCUCCUCAACUGCGGCGCAACCGUCGCCGCCUCGGACGUCUCCGGCGAUGGCCGCACCUUUGUCCCUGACGAUGCCUCCUUCUCCGCCUCCUUCUCUCUCUCCACCAGCCGUGAUAUCUCCCUCUCCGAUCCCUCUCCGCCGCUGUCGCUCCCCACGCUGUACCUCACGGCGAGGGCCUUCACCUCCCCCUCCUCCUACAGCUUCUCUAUCAGCGGCGGCCCCGCCGCUGCGCUCUUCGUCCGCCUGCACUUCCGCCCCUUUUUCUCCCCGUCAUACAACCUCUCCGCCGCCGUCUUCAACGUCUCCGCCUCUGGUUCUCCCCUCCUCGCUUGGUUCAGACCGCCGCCAGGGAGGGCCACCGUCGAGGAGUUCCUCUUCCGAAUGGACCUCCGGAAGUUGGAGCUCGUCCUCUCACCCGCCGGCGGCGACUCUCCUCUCGCCUUCCUCAACGCGAUCGAGGUCUUCUCGGCCGCUGCCGACGUCCUCCCCGGCGCCGCCCGCCUGGUCUCCGCCGCCGUCGGGGUCGACACCGACAAGACGGUCUCAAAGCAGGUGCUGCGCAGCCUCCACAGGGUCAACAUCGGCGGCCUCAGAGUGACCCCCGGCAACGACACCCUCUGGCGGACGUGGGUCCCCGACGACGGCGGAAGCUACCUCGCAACGCCGGCGAACCAGACACGGGUCGUCUUCUACGCGGGGGAGGUGAACUACCAGGACGGGGGGCCAACCCAGGAGGUUGCCCCGAACGCCGUAUACGCCACCGCGAGGGAGAUGAGCAGCGGCACCGCCGGCAAGCUCCGCAAUCUGUCGUGGGUCUGCAAGGCGGCGGAGGGUCGCCGGUAUCUCCUCCGCCUCCAUUUCUGCGACAUCGCCAGCAGCGCCAUGUACGAUCUCUACUUCAAUGUCUACGUCAACGGGCUCCUCGCCGUGAGGGACCUCGACCUUUCCAGCGCCGCCGCCGGGCCCAUGCUGGCCUCCCCUUAUUAUGCGGACUUCUUGGUGGACGCCGGCGGCGGCGGGGAAUUGCUGGUGACCGUUGGCUCCUCCGACCGCAGCUUGCCCUCCCUCGUCAACGCCAUUCUCAACGGGAUGGAGGUCAUGGAGGUGAUCGGACCAGCGACGUUCACGGAGACCAGGAAGAACCGCAGAGGGCUCCUCCUCCUCAGCCUGGUUCUUGGGUCCCUCCUCCUCGGGUGCUCUCUGGUGGCCGCCCUCUCGGCGGCGCUGGUUCUCCGGCGCCGAAAGCAGAGCAAGGGAAAGCAGCAAUCCCCCGCCGUCGCCAGCGACGGCGACACCAACCCACCGGCGAAUCUCAACCUGCGUCUGACGAUUCCGUUCACGGAAGUCCUCCUCGCCACCGGCGACUUCGACGACUGCAACUUGAUCGGCGCCGGCGGGUUCGGAAAGGUCUACAAGGGGACGCUCAGGGACGGAACCAGAGUCGCCGUGAAGAGGGCCGUGGCCGGCGCCGGCCAGGGCCGGCCGGAGUUCGUCACCGAGGUGCAGGUCCUGUCCAGGAUCCGCCACCGCCACCUGGUUUCUCUCAUUGGCUACUCCGCCGAGCAGUCGGAGAUGAUUCUUGUCUACGAGUUCCUGGAGGACGGCUCCCUGAGAGACCACCUCUACGGCCCCGGCCGGCCGCCGCUCCCAUGGAAGCGCCGCCUGGAGGUCUGCGUCGGCGCCGCCCGGGGGCUGCACUACCUGCACACCGGCUCCGCUCAGGCGAUCAUCCACCGCGACGUCAAAUCCUCCAACAUCCUCCUCGCCGCCGGCGGCCUGGCGAAGGUUGCCGACUUCGGCCUCUGCAAGCAGGCCCACCCGCUCGCGGCCGCCGCCGCGCCGAUGAUCACCGGGGUGAAGGGAAGCUUCGGCUACCUCGACCCCGAGUACCUGCGCACGCAGCAGCUGACUUGCAAGUCCGACGUCUACUCCUUCGGGGUGGUGCUGCUCGAGGUCCUCUGCGGGCGUCCGGCCAUCGCCGCCGGCCUGCCGUGGGAGGAGGUGAACCUGGCGGAGUGGGCGCUGCGGCGGCGCCGGGAAGGCCGCCUGAGGGAGAUCGUCGACCCCGCCAUCGAGGGCUCCGUCGACCUCCGCUCGCUGGCCAAGUUCGGCGACACGGCGGCGGCGUGCCUGGCCCCGCUCGGCGCCGACCGCCCCUCUAUGGCCGGCGUGCUGUGGAACCUUGAGUACGUCCUCCGGCUACAGGAGACCUUCCCCGCCGCGCCUCAGGAACCCUCCGACGACAGCGCCGCCGCCUACGGCGAUCUGCCGCUCCCGGGAGGUGGGGAGAGCAGCGGCGGGGCAGCGGCGGCGGAGGAGGGUGACUGUCAAGCCCUUGAGCACACUACCCUCCGUCAGCAAGAUCAUCUACAAAGCUGA